AUGCGAGAACUCCAUCUUACGCCCAGGAAUCAUGCGCAAAAUCAAGAAACACCCGCCAAAUUCUCGCCUGAGGCUCAAAUAGAAGCAAAGAGGAAAGUCGCUUCAGUCAAUAGGUCAACACGUUUGAAAUCCUCUCUACUUCCAUGGGCUGUCGCUUUGGCUGUGAUUUGCAUUGAGAUUUUUACUUUUCGCUCCAGCCUUGGGUCCUUUUUCUUUGGGGAUUACCUUCCUCAUUCAGUAGUGGUCUUCUUCGAGUACGCAUUCUUUGUGUACCUUCUCAGUGUCAUCCUUUGGAUAACAUAUCAGAUUGUGAAUACAAAGUCUCAUACAACGUUGCCUGCCAAUUUCGGCAUGAUUUUGCCUUCGCCACUUUCACAUCCUGUCAACAAAGCUGCUACUAAAUCACCCGCACUAGAUAGCUCAAGUAGAGCGGAUACCUCUUGGGUAGAAGAUCACCAUUUCGGGACUAUGUCAGAAGCACCUUUACCUCAGAGCCGUCAAUCGCAAAUCAGUCCCAAUCGGUCCGUUCUGAACGACUCCUCUCAUUUGCUGAAUCUCAGUUCUGGUAGUUUUGGUAACACUUCCAUACGUGGAUAUUCUUCCAAUGUUGUUGUGCCGAAAAGCAGCCCUUUCAACAAAUCAAUUGAUAGCAUCCAUACAAGGGAACAACUGGAGCACCUUCUGGCGAAAGAUUCUCCAUCUCAUAUGGACUCCUCGUCCAUGCGUAGCUCUUCAUUCACUUAUUUCAAUGUUCUGGACAUCGGCGCUCCAGAAGAAAGAAGGGGAUAUCAGUUGUCGGAGCCAUUGAAAGCGGGAGAUUCAAAAGAAAAUAUCGUUGUGAAAAUGGGACCAGGAAGCCGUUUAAUGCUGUCUCCUGCUAGCAGUGAAGGUGAUGGACAGGAUGAAUUGACGCGACUGCGCUACACGCUGCAGCAUGCACGACACAGUCCCAGAAAGGGUCCUGGUAUACUUCGCCGCAGUGAAUCUGUAGAACGGCGACGAAGAAGUUUAAGUAUGUCAUCGCCAGAGCGCUCUUUGCUCCCCAACAUUCCGCUUCCAGUGCCUACCGAAAUUGACGCAAAAAGUUCAUCACUCAGAGAAGUAGACUUAGUGCGUGGAGAGCAACGUUUGAGGGCAUGGAUUGUGAAUACUAUCUUGGAACCGCUAGAUAGACGAAUAAAGGAGACAAAUGCCAAGUUAGAAAAGGAGCAUUCGAGCCCACCACUAAAGAUUGGUGUUUCGUCUGUGGACGCUUUACAAUCUGCUAUGAUUACGCGCACGGAGCUUUUGGAUACGAUGCUUCCGUAUAUUCUUCCAUUUUUGUCGGUGCAUAAUAAUCAGAACUAUGUGGUUGGCCGUAUCUCGGAGCUGGCUGCCGAUAAAUUUAUGAUGGAUUAUAACUGGAACAGUGGCGGCAGAGAGCCAGUGCAGGAGAAAGUAUCACUUGGAAGAGGUGUCCGUAGACCUUGGAGUGACCAAAAUCCCACUGACGCUAUGCUUAUUUUUUCGCUUUUUUCUGCUUAUAUGGAUAGCCAGCUGACUUCGAAUCCUCUUGUCGGCUCCUGCAGAUUGGCGCAGCCAUUCUCCGCGGUAUACACUCUGAAGACCCCACAAAGACCCACUGCUGUACAUCUGGCUGCCGAGAGCUUUUACUUGCAUAUGAGUAACAUCUCUCCUCCCCAUUUCGAUUUCGUUUUCAAUGACGCAGAUGGGUCACCAACACGUGCGGUCAUUCCAAGGGGUGCCCGAAAUCUGUUUGCUGCUUUGUUAUCGUUCAUAAAUCACGUUAAGGUGCAUAAUGGUGGUCGCUUAGACCGAAUGAGCAUUGGUCCUACGGGUUUGAAUAUUGCCUGCGUUCUGGAGUGAUCUUGAAAAAUUCUUGCUCAUUAUUCUUUGUUGAAUGUUACAUCUCAAGCUGGGUAUCCAUACUUUUCACUAACUCGAAAUUUGUUGACUCAUCCCGUUGCGAAUGUUUUUAUUUCGUGUUUUGUACUUAUUCAUGUUUUCCUGUCAGGAUCUCUAUUUUAUUAGUUUACAAGACGCCUUGUUUGAGAUCAGUUUUUGUCAUAAAUAAAUUGAUUAUUUGUAACUGUGG
Molecule: messenger RNA, 2095 nt
Organism: Cylicocyclus nassatus
Lineage: Eukaryota; Metazoa; Nematoda; Chromadorea; Rhabditida; Strongylidae
Source: the annotation of a GenBank genome assembly